AUGUCUUGCUCAUCUUCUUUAUUUUUACGGAUGAUUUCUGCUGCAACUUUGUUUUGGUGUAUUCAGUUCUCAGUAGCCGGAAACAAUGACACAGACAGGCUAGCAUUGCUCGAUAUCAAAGCCAAGAUACGCGAUGACCCUCUGGGUAUCAUAACCUCAUGGAAUGACUCUCUCCACUUCUGUGAGUGGACUGGGGUUAUUUGUGGCCGUAGGCAUCAGAGAGUGACAGUCCUUAACCUGGGUUACUCGAAACUCACAGGUACCCUCUCUCCCCAUCUUGGUAAUUUGAGCUUUCUCAACGAGCUAUACCUUGAAAAUAAUAAUUUUGGCGGAACAAUUCCACUAGAAAUUAGUCGUUUGCGUAGGUUGCGAACUCUUUCAUUGUCUAAUAAUUCCAUCGGAGGGGAAAUUCCAUCAAAUUUAUCUAGUUGCUAUAGUCUUGUUCACCUAUACCUUUUCAAUAACAGGUUGCUUGGAAGAAUCCCGCACACCCUUGGUUCCCUUUCACAUUUACAAUAUCUUUACUUGACAAGUAACAACUUGACAGGCGACUUUCCUUCAUCUUUGGGGAACUUAUCAUCCCUCUUAGAGCUCCAUAUAGCUGAAAACAAUUUGGUUGGAGGGAUUCCAGAAUGGCUAGGCAAACUCAGAAAUUUGACCAUUCUUGUAUUAGAGGGCAAUAAGUUUUCCGGGAGAGUCCCUCCCUCGAUCUUUAACCUCUCUUCAUUGACAGAUUUAAGUUUAGCCCGGAAUGACUUGGAAGGAGAGCUUCCUUCAUAUUUAGGUAACACUCUUCCCCAUCUUAGGUGGUUCUCAAUACACAACAAUCGAUUCACCGGACAUAUUCCAUAUUCGAUAUCCAAUUCUUCACGUCUAGAAUUUCUCGAUUUGUCAGUGAACAACCUCCAUGGACAAGUUCCUUCUCUGCACAACUUAGCAAGGCUUUUUCACUUUGUCCUAUACAGUAACUCCCUUGGGCGUAACAAAGCCGGAGAUUUGAACUUUGUUUCUUCCUUGCCCAAUGCUACCAAUUUACAAUGGCUACAGUUAGGUGAAAACAACUUCAAAGGAACUUUUCCUAGAAUCAUCUGUGAUUUCUCAUCUCUUACUUUUUUGACAUUAGGCAACAAUAACUUAGCUGGUGAAAUUCCAAAUUGCAUAAUGAACUUAGCAAAACUGCAAUUUUUUGCUGUUAGUCACAACAGACUUGCAGGGGUCAUUCCUCAAGGCAUAGGCAAGCUCCAAAACAUCAUUAUUUUACAGUUAAGAGGUAACCGAUUUUCAGGGAUCAUUCCACCCUCCAUUGGAAACUUAACCAAGUUGUCUAUUUUUUCCCUGCACAAUAACAGUAUUGAAGGCCAAAUACCUGCAACUCUUGGAAAUUGUAGAUCACUAACAAGAUUAGAUCUUUCAAAUAACAAGCUUAGCGGUACGAUACCGUCGCAACUUUUUAAUCUCCCCAGCAUGUCCAUCAUACUCAAUCUUUCUGGAAAUCAUCUGACUGGAUCCCUCCCUGAAGAAGUCGGACAAUUGAAGAAUCUUGACAGCCUUGAUGUUUCACAUAACAUGAUAUCAGGUCAUAUACCAAGUUCUCUUGGUAGUUGCGAGUCGUUAGAGUUCCUAUACAUGCAAGAAAAUAAUUUCAGUGGCACCAUUCCUGGUGCAUUAAAAACAUUAAAGGGUCUCCUCUGGUUAGAUUUGUCACACAACAAUCUUGAAGGUGAUGUACCUACAGGUGGAGUCUUCAACAAUGCAACUGGUGUCUUGAUAACUGGAAACAAUAGGCUCUGCGGAGGCAUACCCGAGUUAAAGCUGCCCCGCUGUAAACUGAGCCGCAACACCAAAAAAAGAAGAUUAGAACACAGACAGAAAUUGACAGUUGCAAUUCUAUCUGCGCUUUUUGGAGUUACUUUGCUGGUGGCUUUACUUGUGUCAUUAUACAGUUUAAGGAAGAGGAAGAGAACCAAGGAGCCCACUAUUUCAGGUGUUAAAGAAAAAUUUCUAAAUUUGACUUACCAAACCCUUUAUAAAGCCACAAACGGGUUCUCCUCCGAAUACUUAAUAGGCAGUGGUUCAUCUGGGUUUGUAUAUAAGGGAAUCCUUGAAAAGGAUGGAUCAACUGUUGCCAUCAAGAUAUUUAACCAAGAGUACUGCGGUGCUUUCAAGAGCUUCACAACUGAAUGUGAGAUCCUCCGAAACAUCAGGCAUCGAAAUCUUGUCAAGGUGAUGACAACUUGUUCAAGUGUUGAUUAUCAGGGUAGAGAAUUCAAAGCUUUGGUUUACGAGUACAUGUCAAAUGGGAGUUUAGAAGACUGGCUGCAUCCAACAGAGGCAUUUAGUACGGUUGAGGGUGUAAAUCAUAUCACUAAGAACUUGAGUUUUCACCAAAGACUUGAUAUUGCGGUUGAUAUUGCAUUUGCGUUGGAUUAUCUUCACCAUCACUCUGGUGCCCCCGUGGUUCAUUGUGACCUCAAGCCGAGCAAUGUUCUCCUCGAUAAUGAUAAAAUCGCACAUUUAAGUGAUUUUGGGCUUGCUAAGUUCCUAACAAACGGAAUAAGCACCUCGCAUGUGAUUCAAUCCAGCUCUCUUGAAGCUAGAGGAACAAUUGGUUAUGUGCCUCCAGAGUAUGGAUUGGGAAAUGAGGUGUCCACUUGCGGUGAUGUCUAUAGUUUUGGGAUCCUUUUACUGGAAUUGUUUACAGGAAAGAGACCAACUACAGACAUAUUAAAAGACAGUCCGAACUUGCACGGUUUUGUGAAGAAGGCUCUGCCUAAACAUGUGACCGAGAUUCUAGAUCGUGCUCUUCUUCAGGACAUAGACGACAUGGAGGAUGCCGGUAGAAGUGCAAAAUUAAAUGCCAUGAAUUCUAUACUAGAAAUAGCACUUCACUGCUCUGCUGAGGUCUCAAGAGAAAGGUUGGACAUGAGUUAUGUAGCUGCACAGCUAUCAUCAAUUAGCAAGAAGCUCUUUGGGACUAUGUACAAGACAGAGGAAACACUAGCAGCCCAGAAAGUACACUUUCUAGACGAUGAUAAAAACAAUCUGGAUUUAUUUCCCGGAAACUAUUGUUAA
Messenger RNA from Spinacia oleracea (spinach), 3072 nucleotides. Its product is annotated as probable LRR receptor-like serine/threonine-protein kinase At3g47570. Lineage: Eukaryota; Viridiplantae; Streptophyta; Magnoliopsida; Caryophyllales; Amaranthaceae. The record is from RefSeq and is a predicted model, not a curated record. Gene Ontology annotation, molecular function: protein binding; protein kinase activity; ATP binding. Bases 1 to 3072 code for a protein of 1023 amino acids. Gene Ontology annotation, biological process: protein phosphorylation. The transcript is spliced from 2 exons.